Messenger RNA from Rhodamnia argentea, 1707 nucleotides. Its product is annotated as probable protein phosphatase 2C 24. The record is from RefSeq and is a predicted model, not a curated record. Gene Ontology annotation, cellular component: nucleus; cytosol. Lineage: Eukaryota; Viridiplantae; Streptophyta; Magnoliopsida; Myrtales; Myrtaceae. Gene Ontology annotation, biological process: protein dephosphorylation. Bases 323 to 1606 code for a protein of 427 amino acids. Gene Ontology annotation, molecular function: cation binding; protein serine/threonine phosphatase activity. The transcript has 4 exons.
CUUCGUUCGUAGACGAGGAAGGAAGGAAAUAAAAAUCAGCUUCUCUUUGAUUUUCAUUUCAGAGCUUGGUUCGUACUGUACUGUGACGAACGACGCAGCGGAAGGCCGAGGUGUCAGCUCUCAUGGGGUUGCUUGUGGAACUCCCUUUUGAGCGAUCUUGGGUUCUCUUUCACGUCCUCGUUCUGGUGUUUUAGCAUCAAUCUGGCCGGAAGUAAUUGCGCAUUUUUGAAGGGGUACAGAAGACGAAGACCAAGAAGAAGGUGGUACAGCAAAAGAGAAAGGGUAGAGAAAGGCGAUUCCUUUUGCUUUCCUGGUUCUUUCAAUGGCGGAGAUCUGCUGCGGGGUGGUGAGCGAGACCGAGGCGAACCCGGCGUGCAAGCCGACCUCGAGGGCGGCGAGGCGGCGGAGGAUGGAGAUCCGGCGGUUCAAGUUCGUCAAUGGCGGCGGCGGCGGCGAGACGGCGAGCGGACGAAAACGGAGGAAGCUGCUCGGCGCCAGCGAGAGCUCUUUCUCCGACGAAGAGAAACGCGUCGGUGGAUUGGGGGACGGUAGACUGGAGCGCAAGGCUGCGUCCGUCAGCGAUGACUCUCUGAGCCUGAUCAGAGUGACGAUGAUGACGACGGCUCUGAGCAGGACACAGUCCAGCCCGGCUGCUCUGGAGCUCCCGAACGAGUAUCCGAAGUUCGGAGUCUCGUCCGUCUGCGGGAGGAGGAGAGAGAUGGAAGACAUGGUCGCCGUCCACCCUUCCUUUAGCCGCCGGCGCGGCGAGCCCACCACCGAGCUGCAUUAUUUCGGUGUGUACGACGGACAUGGUUGCUCUCAUGUGGCAGUGCGUUGUAGAGAGAGGAUGCACGAGCUGAUAAAGGAGGAGCUGGCGGUGGUGAACGCGGAGGAGGGCUCGGCUCCGACGGAUUGGAGGGCGGCGAUGGAGCGGAGCUUUCGCAAGAUGGACAAGGAGGCGAUCGCGUGGAACGAGGGCGUGGCGGCGGUGCACAAGAGGUGCAGGUGCGAGCUCCAGUCGCCGGAGUGCGAGGCGGUUGGGUCGACGGCCGUCGUCGCCAUCGUCAGCCCCGACAAGAUCAUCGUCGCCAACUGCGGCGACUCCAGGGCCGUCCUCUCGCGCAAAGGCAAGGCGAUUCCUCUCUCCUCCGAUCACAAGCCGGAUAGGCCGGACGAGCUGAAUCGGAUCCAAGAAGCGGGUGGUCGGGUCAUCUACUGGGACGGACCUCGGGUCCUCGGAGUUCUCGCAAUGUCGAGAGCUAUUGGCGAUAAUUAUUUGAAGCCGUACGUGAGUUGCGACCCGGAGGUGACGGUGGUGGAACGGACGGCGGACGACGACUGCCUGAUCCUCGCGAGCGACGGGCUGUGGGACGUGGUCUCGAACGACACGGCGUGCAGGGUGGCGCGCAUGUGCCUGAGCGGGAGGAUCCACGCGCCGCCGCGGAAGAACGGGGCGGCCGAGCCGGCGCCGGCGGGGAUGGGCGUGGGGGAGAGGUCGGACGGGCCGUGCUCGGACGCGUCGCUGCUGCUGACGAAGCUGGCGCUGGCGAGGCACAGCACGGACAACGUCAGCGUGGUCGUGGUGGAUCUCAGGAGGUCUUGCUAGCACGAAGAACUCGCCUCACCCUUUUUUCUUUUCCUCUCUCUCUCUUUCUCUGCCGUAGCUUUUAUGCAAAAAUUUAAUUUGAAGAUCGAAAUUUGUUAAUU